AUGCUCGCGCGUUGUUCUUGCUUGACAAGACGACUGCCACACUCUCGGACUCUCCGCGCCUGGUCAACAGUCGCCAUGAACUCCCGAAGCGACCGCGCCCGGCCCACGACCCUCGACGACGCCCUCUCCCGGAUUCGAGAGCUGGAGGACACGCUCGAAACUGCAAGACAGAUCUGGCGCGCAGAAGGGAAGGGUGAAUUGGAGGAGGCGUUCCGGCGGCAUCGCUUGGCUGGACAGACGGGAGCGGACGGACAGGCUUCGUCGUCGACCGCGGCAACUCCCUCUUCCUCCUCCACUGUGCGCGGUCCUGCGCUUCCCGACAGCUCUCACUCUUCAUCUGGACUCGAAAACCAUACAGCGCCCAGCGCAAACUCCGAAACGACCGAAGACCCCUCUCCCGCCGCCGCAGAACCCGUCGACAUCGGUCCCUUCGUCCUCCGCGCUCUCUCCCUACGCAAAUCGGUCCAAGUCGGCGCAACAGACGUGGAGAAAGUAGAGGAAGAGUUCGAGGCGAUAGUGGAAGGUGCGGGGUUGUCGGAGGAGCAGGUGCGGACGUUGAGGCAGUGGGCGGGGUUGUAA
Molecule: messenger RNA, 579 nt
Organism: Rhodotorula toruloides NP11
Lineage: Eukaryota; Fungi; Basidiomycota; Microbotryomycetes; Sporidiobolales; Sporidiobolaceae
Exons: 1
Coding region: 1-579 (192 amino acids)
Source: RefSeq, a predicted model, not a curated record